Knipowitschia caucasica is the source of this 366-nucleotide messenger RNA. The record is from the annotation of a GenBank genome assembly. Lineage: Eukaryota; Metazoa; Chordata; Actinopteri; Gobiiformes; Gobiidae.
AUGUUGAAAGCAGCUCUUAUCCUGGGAUGUCUUCUGAGUCUCACCCUUGCUUCUCCGUUGAAGGAGCGGCAGGAGCGGAGGCGUCUUGCUCGCUCUGACUCUGAUUCAUAUGAGAGACUGUCGAUUAAUCCGUUCCAGAAGACACCAGAGUCAAACGCUCCAACAGUAAUGAAGUCACGAAAUAACAACAACCUCCUGAACAACAACCUCCUGAACAACAACCUCCUGAACAACAACCUCUUGAACCAAAACAGCCUGAACAAUAACCAGCUGCUCCAGCUGCUGCUGCCGCUGCUCAUCUCUCAGCUCCAGUCCAACCCCACGGCGCUGGCAACACUCCUGACCCUUCUGAGCACUCGUGGAUGA